This is a messenger RNA of Erythranthe guttata (spotted monkey flower), 1120 nucleotides long. The record is from RefSeq and is a predicted model, not a curated record. NCBI's taxonomy places the organism in Eukaryota, Viridiplantae, Streptophyta, Magnoliopsida, Lamiales, Phrymaceae.
CCAUUCCUUUGUUUCCUCAUUUCUCCAUUUUCAUUAAUUCUCACAUAACUAGAGAGAGAAAGUAGAGAGAGAGAGAGAGAGAGAGAGAUGGGAAACUGCCAAGCAAUUGACAAUGCAACGCUAGUAAUCCAGCACCCAAACGGCAAAGUAGAUAAGCUCUACCGCCCCAUCUCCGCCGCUGAUAUCAUGAAGGCCAACCCCGGCCACUACGUCGCCCUUCUCCUCACCACCACCCUCUACUCCUCCGCCGCCGCCGCCUCCUCCGCGGCGGCCUCCGCCGGUGCAGCAGCAAAUAACAACAACAACAACGCGCCUCUUCGCGUGACGCGUAUCAAACUUCUCAGGCAAACUGAUACCCUUGGUCUCGGCCACGUGUACAGACUUGUCACCUCCCAAGAAGUGAUGAAGGGGUUGUGGGCAAAGAAACAAGCGAAGAUGCAGCAGCAGGGAUUUGGUGGGAAAAUAGCAGAAAAACAUGCUUCAGAUUUUGAACUACUUAGGAGAAGUGAUGUGAAUAAGACCAGACAGGUAAAGCAAGAGAAGCAGAGGUCAAGAAACAACACACAAGUAAACUCUGCUGCUGCUGCAUCUAAAUCCAGAGGAUGGCAACCAGCAUUAAACAGCAUCUCUGAGUCUGCAAGCUGAGAUUCUCUUCUUUUUUUUUUUAUUUAUUUAUUUUUUUUUUUUCUUUGGGCUUGUAAUUUCAGAUUGAAUUAUGCAAAAAAAUUACUAAAUUUAGAUGGUAAAAAAAAGGGCAUAUUUGUGAAAAUCGGCCAAUGAAAGGAAAGCAGAUUUAGAUUUUUUUAUGUAAACAAAUGAUACUCUAGUUGCACAUUUCGGGUUGCCGAUAGUGCAACCGGUCUCGUCUCAGUAGUCUCCCAAGGUACAAUAUCAAACCCCGGACGAACUUGAAAACACGAAUGGAGUUUCAACCCAAUUAAAAUGAAGAACUCAACGCUUGAAAACUUAGAUUAAGAGUUUGAGUACGUGUUUAGCUAGAUUCGAUAAAAAAACUAGAAGUUUCUAUUUAUUUCAUAAAAUAGGUUUAUUUUGUUCAUUUCCGCAGAGGUGCCCCUCGUUCGAAUUAGUUACUCAAGACUUGGGCUACUCGUUUAAUUGA